AUGCCGCCGCUUUACUCCUCCAAUCUGCAGCCCGAUGCGCGCGACUCACUAGAGCUCGCCUCUCUGGCGAGCUCCAGUCCCGGGGCUGCUACCACCGAUAGUGACUCGAGGCCCAGCAUCUCGUCGUCCCGACGAGCCUCCCUCGAGCGGGACGAUCCCUUGGACGGCUCGAACCCUGCCGCCGCUGGCAGUCGACCAGGCUACCAUGGCCGCUCUUUUUCAGUGUCAUCCACCUUCGACUUCGCUUCAAACCUCUUCCCGUUAUCGUCCACCACGGGCGCUGGAUAUGCUCCCAUCGGCGCAUCCACAUCGACAACCCACGCGAACGGCGGGCUCGGGGGAGGGUCGUUGGAGAAGCACAAGACAUUGACUUAUCUCAACGGCUUGUCUUUAAUAGUUGGCUUGAUCAUUGGGUCCGGGAUUUUCUCAUCGCCGAGCCAGGUCAACGCCAAUGCCGGCUCGCCUGGCGCGGCGCUCAUAAUAUGGGUGGUGGCGGGUAUCCUCGCCUGGACCGGCGCGGCGAGUUACGCAGAGCUCGGGGGCGCCAUCCCCCUCAAUGGAGGGGCGCAGGUCUAUCUCUCCAAGAUAUUCGGAGAGCUAUCCGGCUUCCUAUUCACGUGGGUGGCCGUCCUCGUCCUGAAGCCCGGCAGCGCCGCAAUCAUAGCCAUCAUCAUGGGCGAGUACCUCGUGAGGGCUUUCAUUGGGGCCGAGGCCGAGACAAUCAAUCCAUGGAUCAACAAGUCGGUCGCACUAGUGGGGUUGUUCCUCGUCACUUUUAUGAACUGCGUCUCGACGCGGCUGGGGACACGGCUGAAUGAUAUGCUCAUGUUUUUGAAAUUCGUUGCAUUGAUCGGUGUUACAAUUAUUGGCAUUGUUGUUGCUGCUACUGGGUAUUCCUUCUCAGGCACGGCGAACCUGGAUUGGAAGACGCAUGAGUGGUUCGAAGGGACAAAGCUGGACGCAUCCGCCUGGGCCGUGGCAUUAUAUGCUGGGCUCUGGGCUUUUGACGGAUGGGACAAUACAAACUAUGUCGUGGGCGAAUUCCGCAACCCUAGUCGGGAUCUCCCGCGCGUGAUUCACACUGCUAUGCCGCUGGUUAUCAUCAGCUACCUGUUAGCCAACGUUGCUUAUUUCCUUGUCCUUCCCCUAGAAGCCAUCAACUCGACCAACACGGUGGCCGUCUUGUUUGGCGCAAAGGUAUUUGGCCCGGUUGGGGCGUUGGUUAUCGCUCUCGUCGUGAGCGCAUCCUGCUUUGGCGCCCUUAAUAGCUCCACCUUCACCAGCAGCCGACUCGUCUACGUCGCCGGUAAAGAGGGGUACAUCCCCGCCUUGUUCGGACGCAUCGGCACCGGCACGGAGCAAGACCCUUCCAUGUCGACAACGCGCACGCGGUCGUGGUUCAGCAAGAGGCUUGCCCGCCUGGUGGGCGACGAGGACACGGGGCUCUUCUUCACGCCAAUCCCCGCGCUAGUGCUCAAUGCCCUCCUCACUACGGCCUACAUCUUGGUCGGCGAAUUCGGCACGCUGCUGACCUUUUACGGCGUGGCCGGCUACACUUUCUAUUUCUUGACGGUCCUGGGCCUCAUCGUGCUGCGGGUUAAGGAGCCCACACUCGAACGGCCCUAUCGAGCCUGGAUCACCACACCCAUCAUCUUCUGCUGCGUCAGUCUGUUCCUGCUGAGCAGGGCCGUGUUCGCGCAGCCGCUGCAGACGCUCACCGUCGUCGCUUUUGUCGUUGCCGGCAUUCCCGUGUAUUUCUGGCGAAUCCACGGCCGCGAUCAAGUUUCCAAGCGAGAAGCCCCUGUGUAUGAUGGGGAGCCGACUCCGUGGUGGAAAUUCUGGAAACAGGCAAAGUAG
Lasiosphaeria miniovina is the source of this 1857-nucleotide messenger RNA. RefSeq names its product amino acid permease-domain-containing protein. The record is from RefSeq and is a predicted model, not a curated record. The transcript is spliced from 2 exons. The coding region runs from base 1 to 1857 and encodes 618 amino acids. Gene Ontology annotation, cellular component: membrane. NCBI's taxonomy places the organism in Eukaryota, Fungi, Ascomycota, Sordariomycetes, Sordariales, Lasiosphaeriaceae. Gene Ontology annotation, biological process: amino acid transmembrane transport. Gene Ontology annotation, molecular function: L-amino acid transmembrane transporter activity.